Molecule: messenger RNA, 261 nt
Organism: Brugia pahangi
Lineage: Eukaryota; Metazoa; Nematoda; Chromadorea; Rhabditida; Onchocercidae
Source: the annotation of a GenBank genome assembly
AUGAUUAUAUCAAUCAAACUUAAUGUGAUACUUCUUAGCUGUUUACCAUUAACCGCAUUAUUUGUCGCAGAACGUUCCACAAAAAUGUGCCAAUUAUGUUUAUUAGAAAUGGUUGGCAUCAUUCAUAUUUUAAACGAUAGCAAGACAACAAUACUGGUAAAAAUCGAUGAGAAAUGUGACAAAAUUUGUGGAAUGGAUAUGGAUUUGUAUCGAAUAUGUGUUACAACAAUGAAAAUUAGAAAAUUAUCAAUGUAUGGUUGA